GAACGCUCCUACUACAGGCGGCUGCCCCUCCCCCGUCUCCUGUUCCCACCCCGGGCAGAACUCCUAGGCCAGCUGGGAGCACUCGGUAGACUGAGGUGCCUGGGAGGGUGGUGCGCUGCUGGUGGAACAGAGCAGCCGCCGGUGCCACCCCGGGGGAGAGCGCAAGAGGUCAGAACGCCGCCGGUGCUGCGGAAUGGGUAGCUGCGGGCGGCAGCAGCAGUAGAUGCUUAGCUGGUGGCAGGGAACGCGGUCCUGUUGGUGUUGAGAGGACACCCCAGGGCAGCAGGCUGGCUCCACGGGCUGGUGCUGGCUUCGUUUCUCUCGGCGACACAGUUCCUUUCACGGGAUUUCCAUGUGCUGUUCAGGUCCGCGGGCCAGUUCAGUCACGGGCUGGUGUCUGCAGGGUCACACCAGCGAAUGCAGUGGUGGGGCGCUACUUCAGCCAGAGUCCGGUGGAAUGGAACUGGUGCUUGGCCUCUGCCUCGGGUUUUCAUGAAAUGCUUUUGGCUUCGACCUUCUCACGACAUACACAGCGAUUAUGCUGAGUUGAGAUGCUGCAUUUGAGAAGGAAUGUCUGGGGGGCCUUUUUGCUGAGUCUGCAGUGAUGUUUGAUAAUUGAACCACAUCCCGGCUUGUGGAGGACAGCGUACUAGUGAAGAGGUGUUAGGUGUACUACUGGUGUCCAAAAGUUGUGUGCACACCAGUCACUUCUCUGGAAUUUAUUAUCUCUAUGGCACACCUGUAGAUGCCAGUUUUCCUCAUGGUUGUGCUAAGAAAGGGAAACUCUGCAGUAUUCAAGCUGGUAACUGUGUUAGGUUCUGCUGUAAACCCAUAUGUUAUAAAAAAAGGUAGUCCUGUGCAGAACAGAGAAGGAAGUUACUGCCUGGACCAGCAAAAGCUGCUUCCUGCACCUUUCAAAAAUUAUUAAGAAGAAAUUUAGUUAAUUUAGUCAUAAUGCAUUCAGAUUGUGUAAGUUGUAACCCUAUGUUGUGACUUUCAAAUCGUGAUUAGGACAAUCUGUUCUUUCAAAUUCUUAAUUAGUACAUGCCUCUUUUGGGUUUUGUAGUAAGGUUUUAGUAGCUGAGAGGCUGCAGGAGUUUAUUCUGUGAGAAAACACAAGAAGCUACUCCAUACAGGACAAAGCCUGUUCCAGCCAGCUCCAAGAUGGACCUGCUGCUGGCCAAAUAACCUAUGUAAGAAAGGCUAGAAAACACUGGGCAACAGCAGCUGUGAGAGAGGAGUGAGAAAAACAGCCCUGCAGCCACCAUGGUCAGUGAAGACGGAGGAGGAAGAGGUACUUCAGGUGCCAGAGCAGAGAUUCCCUGCAGCUGGUGCUGAAGACUAUGGUUAGGGAUAUUGUCCACCUGAAGAUCAUCAAGGUCCACAGUGGAGCAGAUGGAGUGCCUUGAGGGAAGCUGCAGCCUAUGGAGAGCCUGUCCUGGAGCAGACUCUUGACUGGACCUGUGGCCCAAUGGAGACAGAAGCCCAUGCUGAAGCAGGUUUGCUGGCAGGACCUGUGGACCAUGGGGGACCCGCACUGGAGCCGUAUGCUCCUGAAGGACUGCACCUUGUGGGAGAGACCCAUGCUGGAGCAGUGAAAGAGUGUGAGGAGAAGGGAGCAGCAGAGAUGCAGCGUUGUGAGCUCACCACUGUCCCCACUGUUUUUUCCCCUAUGCUGCUUGAGGGGAAGAGCAUCAUGGAUUUUCCGGGACAUUUUGAGCAAAUCUUUCAGCAGCUCAACUACCAGAGGCUUCAUGGCCAGCUUUGUGACUGUGUCAUUGUGGUGGGAAAUAGGCAUUUCAAAGCCCAUCGCUCUGUUUUGGCAGCAUGUAGCACACAUUUCCGAGCUCUGUUUACUGUAGCAGAAGGAGAUCAGACUAUGAAUAUGAUUCAGCUGGACAGUGAAGUGGUGACAGCAGAAGCUUUUGCUGCUCUGAUAGACAUGAUGUAUACUUCCACACUAAUGCUUGGGGAGAGCAAUGUUAUGGAUGUCUUGCUGGCAGCUUCUCACUUACAUUUGAAUUCUGUUGUUAAAGCAUGCAAGCACUACCUUACUACCAGGACACUGCCAAUGUCUCCGCCAAAUGAUAGAGUUCAAGAGCAAAAUGCACGCAUGCAGAAGUCUUUCAUGCUGCAGCAGCUUGGACUAAGCAUUGUGAGCUCUGCCUUAAAUUCUACUCAGAGCACAGAGGAACAAUCAAAUACUAUGAGUUCCUCUAUGAGAAGUAACAUUGAACAGCGCACUACUUUCCCUAUCCGUCGUCUCCACAAACGUAAACAGUCUUCUGAAGAUCGGGCCAGGCAGCGCAUUAGGCCUACCAUGGAUGAGUCUGUUUCUGAUGUGACUACAGAAAGCAGGCAGUCAGUAGUUCAUUCACGGGAAGACUUCUUCUCACCAGAUUCACUGAAGAUUGUGGACAACUCUAAGGCUGAUGCUGUUGCUGAUAACCAGGAGGAUAAUACUAUUUUGUUUGAUCAGUCUUUCAGUACUCAGGAAGAUGCCCAAGUGCCCAGCCAGUCUGACAACAGUGGAGGAAACAUUUCACAGAUGUCUAUGGCAUCCCAGGCAACACAAGUGGAAACCAGCUUUGACCAGGAGGCUGCUUCUGAGAAGAACAACUUCCCAUGUGAGAAUCCAGAGGUCAGCCUGAAUGAAAAAGAGCACAUGAGGGUGGUGGUGAAGUCUGAGCCCUUGAGUUCCCCGGAGCCUCAAGAUGAGGUGAGUGAUGUCACUUCCCAAGCGGAGGGGAGCGAGUCUGUUGAAGUGGAAGGAGGAGUAGUGAGUGCGGAGAAGAUAGAACUGAGUCCUGAGAGCAGUGAUCGUAGCUUUUCUGACCCACAAUCCACUACUGAUAGGGUGGGAGACAUCCAUAUCAUGGAGGUAUCAAAUAACCUGGAACACAAGUCUACCUUCAGUAUCUCAAAUUUUCUAAAUAAAAGUAGAAGUGGUGGCUUCAGUGCCAAUCAAAACAGCGAUGACAAUAUUCCAAAUACCACCAGUGACUGCAGAAUGGACAGUGAUGCCUCUUACCUAAUGAGUCCAGAGUCAGGGCCUGCUGUUGGCCAUUCAUCUGCCACUGUCUCUCAUGUCGAGAAUCCAUUUAGUGAGCCCGCAGAUUCUCAUUUUGUUAGACCAAUGCAGGAUAUGAUGGGUCUCCCCUGUGUACAGACUUCUGGGUACCGUGCAGCAGAACAGUUUGGCAUGGAUUUUCCACGGUCAGGCUUAGGCUUGCACUCCCUGUCAAGGGCAAUGAUGGGCUCAGUAAGAGGUGGAGCUAACAGCUUUCCUGGCUACCGACGCAUAGCCCCCAAAAUGCCUGUAGUGACCUCCGUCAGGAGCUCCCAGAUGCAAGAUAACUCAUCCAGUUCCCAGCUGAUCAUGAAUGGGACCACUUCUUUUGAAAACGGGCAUCCAUCGCAACCUGGUCCACCACAGCUGACACGGGCAUCUGCAGAUGUCCUUUCAAAAUGCAAGAAGGCUUUAUCGGAGCAUAACGUCUUGGUUGUAGAAGGUGCACGCAAGUAUGCAUGCAAGAUCUGCUGCAAGACGUUUUUGACCUUGACAGACUGCAAGAAACACAUCCGUGUGCACACAGGAGAAAAGCCUUAUGCCUGCCUCAAGUGUGGCAAGCGGUUCAGCCAGUCCAGCCACCUGUACAAACACUCCAAGACAACCUGCCUGAGGUGGCAGAGCAGCAAUCUGCCUAGCACUUUGCUUUAACCUUAUCCACACCAGGCCUGAAGGAGCAUGCCAGUGCAGACAUCUAGCUCCCUGAAGUACCUGAACAUAAGCACUGUUUUCUUGAAGGGUUCAGGGUUAGAAGCUGCUCUGAUCAGUCAGUGAACACAACAUAUGAUUUUGCCACACACACAAAAGUCUUGGUUCUAUAAAUUGGGGAUAUUACUGUACCUACCUCACAGGGGUGUUGUGAGGCUUAAACAGCUGUAAGCGGAGAACUUGAGGAUCAUCAGAAGUCACACUGUAGACGUGUGAUUACAGUGAUGUACAUUCAGGCCUUGGGCUGAUGGGGAUAAAAUCAAUGAAGCUCAGCAGUUCCUUUGCAGGGCAGAGGAGUGAGAGCAUAGUUAUCUCAAGAAGUAGCAAGUUUCAAGAAUGAGAAACUGAAGUGCAAAUUUCCUCUUUUUUCUUUUUUUUUUUUAAUUUUUCCCCCUAAAGUAUUUUGUAAAACUUCAAGCAUUUAAAUAAAUGACCUGUAAACCAAGUUGUUGCAUUAUGUGUGGACAGUAAUGCAAGCACUGUUUACUGUAACUAAUGCAGACCAUGUAUCUUAAAAGAUAAAACUUUGGAUGCACCUGUCUGACAUAAUGCUUUAAAAUAUGCUAAUUAUAAGGAUAGUUUUAGGGUCAUGAAUGUAUGUUUGGCUGUUUUGUAGUAAAGGACACUGUGUAAUGAAGGUGCUUAAAUUAAAUCCAAGACAAGUAACUUUUGGACUGCCAGAUGUGUAUAUGAUUUGAAUACAGCAAAAUCUGGGUGUUUGAUUUUUUUUCUGUAGAAACUUGUAGUAAGUGAUAAGUGAAGUACUGUUUCUUGUUCGUGCUAUUAGCAGUAUCUUAACCAAUUUGUAUCUCCUAUGUUAAAAUUCUAUAUACACAGAAGUCUGAAAAGAGCUUGUCUUUGUCUGCUUUGUUAUUUUGAAGGAGAGAGAUAAUUUGUGAUGGCUUUUUUACUGUGUAAGAUACUCUCUUGCUGUUUCCAGAUGCUGAUAGUCAAUCUAAUCCCUGUUAUUGCAGAAACAUAUUGUUUUUUUUUCUGAUGCUUGUAUCUUUAGGCUUUAAUUUUUUCCUCUGUACACUUACUUUUCUUCACAAUUGUGGAUUGUUCCUCAGGUCAAACCAGUCAGGGAUAAUCCUCAUUUGCCAUAUUUAUUUAUGUCUUUAUAAAAUGUAGUUGUCAAAUCUAGUCCUUCCUGUUAAAGCAGUGUCAAAAAUGUACUUUUCCACAUACAUUUGUAAAAAAAAAGUAACAUAAAUUUAAUUUAAAAAAAUAGCACUGUACACUCUGUAUAGUGAAAUUCAGUGAUCAUUAUUCUUCAAGUGAGUUGUGUAAAUCUUGCUUUAAUUUCCUUUUCUUUCACGCUAUUGUAACUAACACUGUCUGCAGUGGGGUUUUGUUUUUUUUUUAUUUGCUUGCUUGUUUGUUAAAGAUACACAUGAACUAACUACAGGCAUUCAACAUAAUAGGUUUCUAAAUAAAAUUUUGGGGCACUUCUGCUGAUAAAUACUGCCCUGCUAUAUAGGAGCUGGGUCAGAGGUACAGCAUGUCCUUUCUACUCAGGAGAGACAGGAUUUACAUUUCCUAGUAUCUAAGUCACAGAACAACAGCUUCCCAUUAAUAUUAAAAAAAGAAUGGCAAACAUUCUCUUUUUUUAUUCUGUGUAGCAAAUGUAUCCUGUGUGAUGAUAUUCAGCAGUUUUAUGGAAUUCGUGCUACCUUAUAGUUAGCUUUCUUAAACAUCUUGGAUUUAUAUUUAGAUAAAAUGAAAAUAAAGUUCUAAUCCACAGUUCUGUAGGUCAUUUAACAGAAUUAUAUCAAAACUGUUGAAGCACAGAAACCAAACAAGUCAGUAAACUGUCACAAACCAAAGGAAAUAUGGAAAUCUUUCUGUACCUGGCUUUAUGUGAAACAGUAGUCUGCUAAUAGGAAAAUGUGUCUUCAUCUCUAAUUACACUGCUUCAUGUUGAAAAAAAUUGCCAGAUGUCUGUCAAAGUGUCAUUUGUACCUUGAGCAUCCAAGGUAAACGGGAACAUAGAAACAGUGAAUGACUGGAUUAAUUAGUUUAAAAUAUUAGAAUUUGUCAUAGGAUUUAUUUAAUGGUCAUAUUUCUGGCUCUUGAUUUUAUAAGCAUUAAUGAAAUGUACUGCAUUUUUUUAAAGCAUUAGGAUAUGCCGUAUUUUAAUUGAUAAUAAUUUUGAUAUCAGGGGACUAACAGCAUUGACCUAUACUAAGCAAUCUCACUGAAACAUUAAUAAACUGCAGUAUUUUGUACUUCA
Molecule: messenger RNA, 6011 nt
Organism: Melopsittacus undulatus (budgerigar)
Lineage: Eukaryota; Metazoa; Chordata; Aves; Psittaciformes; Psittaculidae
Gene: ZBTB5
Product: zinc finger and BTB domain containing 5
Exons: 2
Coding region: 1472-3721 (749 amino acids)
Biological process (GO): regulation of transcription by RNA polymerase II
Cellular component (GO): nucleus
Molecular function (GO): protein binding; DNA-binding transcription repressor activity, RNA polymerase II-specific
Source: RefSeq, a predicted model, not a curated record